CUCACGAGGGUUGUUGGGGGUGGCGCUCGUAAUCAAACACCCCCGCAUUAUUAAAACAACACCCCGAAGUAUGAUCCCCACGUGCCGAUUUUUUCGUUUCGAUUUAUUACUCCGUGGAGCGAGGGUGUGGCAGCAAUGAUCCAAAUACCACUCGCAAAACACUCAUAUCACUAAAAAAAUAACAAACAUCACGUGACCUUGCACAUGUUAACGAUGUUAACCUUCUAACCUGUCAAAUUUUGUUUUUUGUUGUGAGGUUCGUGAGAUGUACUUUUGUUUAAAGGUUUUUCGUGUUUAGUUUCGUGAAAAUGUAUUUUUUAAGAAUUUUAUGACAAUAAGGAUGACCGUGUCGUGGCCAAAUUAGUGUUUAACCUGCGUGAGUCAUGGAUUCCAAGCCCCUUCUCCACCAUUUGCGCAAAGUCGUACCCGAGAUCAACCUAAGCAGCAACUCUGUUCACGCCAUCCUCCAUUCCGAUCUCAGCCACGAAGACAAAGUCCACAACAUUUUGCACCAACAUUUCAAAAGCCGGAGGAACAUACACAGAUACCACACGUACGAAAACCUCCUAAAUGCUGAAGCGAAACACAUCCAUUAUUUGUACCCUUCGCACGAGCUUCAAGACAUCUACCAUAAAUUAAAAUAUUUCGUGGACAUGCCGAACCGAAAGGAGAUAGUACUGAGGCUCCUGACUAUGUCAAAGGAGACGAUUAACGGUCCCGUGAAGAGAACGUGCGGACAGUACCUGGAUAACGCGAACAAUAACGCGCCUAUGAUUAAAGUUCGCAAGCUUGAAGAGCCGGCGACUGUAGUUUCCGCUUCUUGUAGCAUUCAGGAGAAUGUGGUACCGUUUUCGUACGACAAUCUGAAUGUGCCGACUCCGUACGUACUGAAUACGGUUAGCCACGAUGUAUAUUUCCCUGGCGAUAAACCAGCUACUGUUACGUCUUCGGAUGUCGAGACGGCUGUGACGGAAGAGAAAAAUGAACCCAGUAGUACUGUGAUGGGCGGUUACGAGGUCCCCGAUAUUAUGGAACAUUUUGCUCUUCCGAUUAUCAAUUUGGAGUUACCGUGUACGAUGGCUGAUAACAGUGAAGGGUCGGAGUUAUCAGAGACUCAGUUACCAUACGUGAGCGAAGAAACGAUUGAAUCUAUUACUGUGUUGAGGCCUGAAGAGAUUUUAGUAACAAAUAGUACCGAUAGUACUUUUAGAGGUAGCAAUGAUACAGUGAUCAAUCAAAAUAGUACGGAUAGUACUUCUAAAGAUAGCAACAGUACAGUAAUCAGUCUCGAUCAUUCGGACGAGGCUUCUCAAAUAGUAUUAAGUGACGCUUCGUCAGAAGUACCCCGUGAUAGUCAGGACUCGGCUAAAACCGAGCUGUAUUCGCUUGAUGAUAGUGCCAUACCUGAAAAACAUCAUGCGGUGACUAUGAUGGGGCCGACGUGUAUUAAAAUUAAUCUUUUGUCGAAUGUUGGUGAAAGGGGAAUGCAAGAGGUAGACGCUGGUCAAUGCCGAAAUAUCCACGAACCUUACAACAAUGCGCCGUCGACGUCUAGGCAAAACACCGCAAUGAACAACGAUAUUGCAAACUUUGACCUCGUAACGUAUGUCCGAGAAAUAACACACGCUCGAGAGGAGGUCGUACGGAAACAAUGCAAGAAACUGAAUUUGCGCACAGACAUGAAACCCAUGCCAUUUUUAUUAAAUAUGGUCAUUGAUAACAUUUUGUCGAACGUCGUAGAUUCAGAGGACUCGGACGUGGAGCACCUGCCUGACGUCAUCCAAGAGGCGGAAAUGCAAGGAAUUGCAGGCGGCGCAAUUGACCUACAUACUGAAGUACCGAAUGACGCGACGAAUACUGAAGGUGUUGACGCAAAAUGCCUCGAAACGAUGCACGAACCCUUCGAUAAACAGCUAGUCCAGCAUUUGUGUCUCGUAUUUUCUGACGCAUGUCCGAAUUAUAUUAAGGCGCUGUGUCACGGCAAAGUCAACAACAAUGAAGUGUUGGACAAUUUAAUCACGGAAAUUUUAAACACUAACGGCCAGUACCCCAAACGUCCCCGACCUCCACCGGAGCCCGAAUGUCUCCCCGAAAACCAGCUCGAAAUCCUGAAGGAGUUCCUGCCGGACGCCGACCCCGACUACCUCAGCAUGAUGCUCGACAAAUUCGAAGGCAAGCCGGAUUUGGUGAAAAGCUUCUUGAACGAAGCGAUGGAAAAGAGGGAUUAUCCCACGUUGAAAGACUACCAAAGACGACAGCAGCUGUCGGCACAACAGAAGCAAUACACGACGGAGUUUAACGUGGAAAAUUUCGUGAAGCUCAUUCCUGACCCGGAGGCCUUCUUCAAAGACCCGUCGCGGAAGCUCAAGAUCAGCAACGCCGACUCGCACUACGUGCUCGUGUUUAUGCGUAAUAAGUUCAACCGGAUACAUCUUCGCACCAUUCAGACCGUGUUCUCGAAAAAUCACUGCAAUGUGGCGAAAACUAUCAAGGACUUGGAGAAGGCGAUGACGCAGAGUCAGUACGUGAUGAAGAGUGUGCGGAGGUCGAUCGAAAUGCCGAAUAGCGUGGAAAAUAUACCCUUACUGCAGGAGCUGGCGUACUAUACUCAUAAAGCCGAAAUCGACAACUACCUCAAACAACAAAGCCAAAAAGAAAUAGCCGAACGAGAAGAAGCCAAAGCUAAGGGGGUAUUGAAAACCUGCAACUGCUGCUACGACGAAGAAGUCGUCCCCAAGGACAUCCAUCGGUGCGAAAAUGGAUGCGAGUUCUGCAAGUCGUGCAUUGUGAAAAGCUCCGAGGUUCUUUUCGGCGAAGGAAAACUGGAUUUUCCAUGCUUGAUGAACUGUUCUUCGAAUUUCAGUUUACAAACAUUGCAAAUCGUUUUGUCGCCGAAGUUGUUUUCCAAGAUCGCCCAGAAGAAGGCCCUCGAAGAAAUCAAAUCUGCGGGAAUCGAGGAGCUGGAGAUGUGUCCGUUCUGCGAUUUCGCUACGAUUCCGGCCGAAGGAUACAACAUUUUCACUUGCAUGAAUCCGGAGUGCAUGAAAGAGUCCUGUAGGAUGUGUAAGGAGCCGUCUCAUAUUCCCCUGCGCUGUGAUGAAAUCGAAAAGGAUGAAGACGUGCGCGCUCGGACGUUCGUGGAAAAUAAGAUGACAGAGGCGUUAUUGAGGAAAUGUUGGAAGUGCGGCGUGAAAUUCUUCAAGGAAGAAGGUUGCAACAAGAUGACCUGUUCGUGUGGCGCCCAAAUGUGUUACGUGUGCGGCAAACCCGUCGACAGCUACAAACACUUCAACGGCAACGGCGGCGAUAGAUUCGACUUGUGUCCCCUGUACAGCGACACGAACGUCCUCAACAAAGAAAACGUACUUAAGGGGGCCCAAGAAGCCAAGGCCGAAAUCGGCAACGUCAAUUUGAAGUACGACCCCACCGUAGACAUCAACAAGCACUACCAAGAGAGGACGAAGAUGUACCCGCACAACCACCUGCUGAACCGACCACCGCCCCCGUUUCUAAAUAACGUGUUCCAACGGCAUAUUGGAGGUCUCCGGCCGGUUAUAGACCCCGAGGAGCCUGUGAUUCUCCCUAUUGUAGAGCCCCUCCUGCACGAAGAGGAACCACCACUGGCCCUAAACUGGCAGCCGCCGAAUCGAAGGGGCGUCAACAACUUGCCGCCGCGCGCCAGGUACCCCCCGAUGGCUGCCCGCCUCAACGCCGCCGCUCCCGCAAACCCAUUCAGAAAUCAGGCCCCCAUGAAUGUCCCUCAGCCGCCCCUGAAUCGGCCGCAACAAAUACCCUUUCCGUAUAUGUAAGAUUUGAUUCAUUGUACAGUGUUAUUUCGUUCCUAUUUUUGUAUUAGUAUUUAUCGAGGAGGUGUUGAAACAAUAUUUAUAUAUCAUUUUAUACAAUAUUUGGAAUACAGUUUUUAAGCAGA
Molecule: messenger RNA, 3931 nt
Organism: Zophobas morio
Lineage: Eukaryota; Metazoa; Arthropoda; Insecta; Coleoptera; Tenebrionidae
Exons: 13
Coding region: 384-3809 (1141 amino acids)
Biological process (GO): protein linear polyubiquitination; proteasome-mediated ubiquitin-dependent protein catabolic process
Cellular component (GO): LUBAC complex
Molecular function (GO): ubiquitin binding; ubiquitin-protein transferase activity
Source: RefSeq, a predicted model, not a curated record